GGCCGUAUUUUUCAAACCAUGCGAGAAUCUUCGAAUGCGAACAAAGUCGAGCGGCAAAAUUCGCACACGAACUAAAAAGUGCAUCUUUGAACAGCAUUCGAAAUUUCAUUCGCAUACGAACAUGAAAUGUAGUGGCAACGUAGCAAAGUCGAGUGCUAUUGAAGGCCAUGUCAAACGGGAUGAAGACGAUAAAGAUUUUUUAACCUAACCUGAAAUUUAAGUUUAAAAGCAUCAGGGAAUUUUGAGGUUGUUUUCACGGCGUUUCUUGGGUUUUUUAAAUUGACUUUUUUUUACGAUGGAUCCAAAAAAUAAAAAAUAUUGCGGUUUUGUUUCAAGUGAGCAAAAGAAGGAAAUAAUUUUAUUUAUGGAAGAGCAUCCGGAAUUAAAGUCGGGCAAAUUCACACAAGAUUUUUCAUUUAAAACUGCACAAGCCUUGUGGAUAAAGUUAGCGGGCAGAUUGCACAGUCUCCCUGGAGCACAUAAGGACUGGAAACAAUGGCGUAAGACUUGGCAAGAUUUGAAGUCAAAAUCAAAGAAGAAAAAAACUGAAAUUAGAAAUCAUCAAAUGGGAACUAGAGGUGGACCAGCUGUGGCAGACCUUAAUAGUGAUGAUGAAAAAAUUUUAGAAUUAAUCGGACCGGUUCUAGUAGAUGGUGAUCGCAAUGUAGAGGAAUCCUCUUGCCACUUUACUGUCAGUAGUUUAAAUGAAAGCACUUUUAAUGUUGAGCCUAUAACUUUUUCCCCUCAAUCUAAUCACCCUACUAGUGCCGGUAAAUGUUUAACUACAGAUGAUAAAUACACCUCCAUUGAUCAUUUAACUUCAAACACCUCUAAUAGGAAAAAGACUUCACGGAUCCAAAGAUUAAAUAAAACCAUACAGGCAAAUGAUAAAUUAAUUGAACUAACAAAGGAACAAAACAACCUACUCAAAAGAGAUGUGGAAGCUAAAGAAUCAAUAGCACAAAGUUUAAAGGCUCUAGUAGAAUACUUUAUACUUAAAGAUAAAUUGUCAUCAAUAUUUAGUUUUUUUUAAUGUAUUAUUCUUUUCAAUUUAGACAGUUUUUUAAUUUUUGAUCCAUAUUGUUUUUUUUCUGUGAA
Messenger RNA from Anthonomus grandis grandis, 1098 nucleotides. RefSeq lists its product as uncharacterized. The transcript has 2 exons. NCBI's taxonomy places the organism in Eukaryota, Metazoa, Arthropoda, Insecta, Coleoptera, Curculionidae. The record is from RefSeq and is a predicted model, not a curated record. Bases 296 to 1033 code for a protein of 245 amino acids.